Messenger RNA from Syngnathoides biaculeatus (alligator pipefish), 3608 nucleotides. RefSeq names its product topoisomerase I binding, arginine/serine-rich a (gene toporsa). Gene Ontology annotation, biological process: protein monoubiquitination; protein polyubiquitination. The transcript has 2 exons. The record is from RefSeq and is a predicted model, not a curated record. The coding region runs from base 198 to 2303 and encodes 701 amino acids. NCBI's taxonomy places the organism in Eukaryota, Metazoa, Chordata, Actinopteri, Syngnathiformes, Syngnathidae. Gene Ontology annotation, molecular function: ubiquitin protein ligase activity.
CGGGCAACAUUCAACGAUUGAAGGAUUGACCUCUUUCAGACACACUUGGUGGCUCGGGAAGAGUGCUGCAAUUCUUCAAAUGUCCCUACAAGUGAGAUUCUGAGGGACGGAGGAAGCCGAAUUAGUGUACUGGAGUUGACCACAAGCGUUAUUGAUUACCGGAGGCAUCUUACCUGCAGUUGGUUUGGUUCCAGACGAUGUCUGCAAUCAAGCUCGCGCUACAGCAGAACCAGAAAAGGGACAGGAGGAAAACCCCGGAGGCCAAGUCUGCAGAAGUGUCUCCAGACUCCAAGUGUCCCAUCUGCUUGGACGUCUUUAACAACAUUGCCUACCUGGACAUCUGCCUGCAUAAGUUCUGCUUUCGCUGCAUUCACGAGUGGUCCAAGAACAAGGCCGAAUGUCCGUUAUGCAAGCAGCCGUUUAAUUCCAUUUAUCACAGUAUAAAAUCGGAGCACGACUUCAAACAGUAUUACCUGAAGCCGGUGACUAAUGGAUCAUUUGGGAUGUUUGGCGGUGUGCGGUUCAGGUACCGUACCACUCUUACCGGGGUGCAUCGGCAGCGGUGGGGAAGGACCUCUCCCCCUCCGGACAACGGCGUCAUAUUUGAGUCGACCGCCAAUCCUCCCCAGCAGCGGCAGACUCGUUACAUCAGGCGCAUGAUGAUGAGGAUGGCGGCCAAGAGGAGAGCCGCGAGCGAAGGGCGGACGUUUCACAGCGUCAGAGAGCUCGAAAUGGUCAACUUCCGGCGCGAACUUUACCGACAAGGUUUGCGGGUCCGCGCCGUGCGCGACGGCGGACGUUCUCGGGACACCUCGGCCGAAUUCUAUCGCAAAAACCCCGCCUGCUUGCACAGACUCAUCCCUUGGCUGAAAAGAGAGCUUGUGGUGCUAUAUGGUGCUCAUGGGUCCCUGGUCAACAUUGUCCAGCACAUUAUCAUGUCCCGCAUUACCCGUGUAGACAUGGAAGACAGAGCCAUCCAGGAAGAACUAUGGCCGUUCCUGCAGGGCCGCACGGAGCAUUUUUUGCACGAAUUCAUCAGCUUUGCCAAGUCCCCGUUCAACAUGGAAGCCUACGACCAGCACGCCACCUACGAGGCCUCGCCCCACUCCUCCAAUUCGGACAUCAGCUCCAACUCAUCUGUCAUAGCGAUUUCCGAGGAUGAGCACGUGGACGUGGAUUUGGACCCCCCCAGGACCCCCGGAUACGCCACGUCCAAUCUGAGCCACUCCCUGUGGGACGACGAGACACCGGGGCCGUCGUACUCCACCACGGCCGAAGAGAAUCGAGCGGGAAGGGAGUCAGUCCGUGACUCCGACUCGGACAGCAGCGUAGAGGAGGAAGCCCAAGAAAUCAAGGCUUCACCGCCGCAUGGAAGCGCAACGCGCAUUCAAGUCGACGACUGUUUGUCUUCAGAGAGCGACGACUGUGUCAUUGUAGGUUUUGUCAAGCCGAGCGCCGAGAGGACUCCCGAGUUGGUGCAGCUCUCCUCGGACGAGUGCUGGAGCGACGACGCAAAAGAAGUCCCGCCCUUGCCGCAGCACGUUGGCUCCGAUAGCGACCAUCCUACGCCAUCGCCGAGGAGAGAGCCCGGCAGCCCAGACCGGCGUCAUUAUCUUGAUACCAAAGAAAGGCACGAUACUCUAAAGUCAAAAGUGUACAAGCCAUCGAGCGGAUUCGAGAGAAAAGACCGAGGCGAUCGUGGGAAACGCGGCUCCAAAGACAAAAAGCACAGGAGGAAAAGGUCGAGUGCGGAGCGCAGACGCUACAGCAUCAGCCCGGUUAAUUGUCGCAUCAGAGAAAGAGACUAUUACUACUCCAACAGCGCAGACUGGAACCACGACAGUAAAUACAAAAGGACAGCGAGCGACUUCUACCAUCAAGUGAGCCGAAAGCAUUCCGACCGACGCUCUCGCUCCAGGAGUUGCAGCAGGGAAUCGCGGCGGAGAGAGAGGCGGAGGUCCAGGUCCAGGACUUGCUCGGGCUCGCCGUCAACGAGACGGACUAACCACGAAAAGCCCGGCGGCAAGAGAAAAUACAAAACCCAACAUCUUGAGAAUCCCUCGUCCCCCAAAUACCCCACCGCCGAGACUAAACCCGAAGACGGGAAAGAGGAGAGGAGCCCGAGCGCUCGGGGCAGGCGUCACAAGAAGAAGAAGAAGAAACACAAGAAGAAGAGCCGACGGCACAGGAGCGCAGAGAAACAUUCGCCGAUCACCAUCGGCAGUGACAGCGACCAUGCCGACGAUACCCCGGCCGGAACCUCCAGCAGGGAGCCCUCCCCCAUCAAAAAUGACUCCUUUUGAGCUCAUAGCAACAACUUCGUUUCAUGUCCCUCCCUCGCUGCCUGCAGUAUUUUUUUCCACCAGACACCGAAAACUGCUUGACUUCACCCUUAUGCAGAUACGUUACUGAGGGUCCUCGGUUUAAGAUCGAGUUCUGUUCCUACAGUGGUGGUGCAGCCUGAAUUCUUACCUCCCUCACUGAAUUCACUUUGUUUCAAAGAUGGCCAAAUACUUUCGAGACAGUGAAGAAGAAGGAUCAGAAUUAGUUUGGGUUUGAAGAAAACAAGGGCACGCCACCUCUCAUGAUGAACAUUCAGGGGGUCCUCUGUUCAGAGAGGUCCAUUCCCACCGCAGCAGUUGAAACAAUCCGAAUGUGUACAUCAAUCAGAACACUUCGUACACUGACUCAAUAGCAACGUCAAACUUACAGAACACUUCGAGGCCACAAACCACUAAAUAGGGUCCUUGCUAAGCGUUCUUCUCCUGCCAUUGUGCAAUCAUCAAUAUAAUAAAACCGAGGACCCCCUGUACUUUACAAAAAUGAACCAACCUUUACAUUUUAGUAGGAAUCCAACACAUUUGGCUAGUUGAAGAAACGUUAUAUUAUUGAGCCUCGUCAGUUUAUGGGGAGGUUUUGUUCCUACGGCGGCGACACAACCCACAUUUUUUUUAUCGCUAUGCGCCAGAGUUUUAAGUACGCACCGACAAGAGUCAAAUAAUUGAAUGGAAAAAACACAUACUGGCUGUAAAUACAGUGAAAUGAAAAACAUUAAGUGCAGCAGUAAUUUGAAUUUUUAUGUCUGGACCAUCGUAAACUGGGGGGCCUCCUGCAUUUGCAAUUUUCUUGCUCUGUUGUUGCUCUUAAAAUUGAUUUAAAAAAAAAAAUGUUUAUCUAAGGUGUUCUCAGGGAUUGAUUUCUUUUUGUAACGGAAAGCUUCCUACACCUCAUGACAUUGCUUAUGAAUCAGCAGGAGUUAUUUGUAUUAAAAAAUUAUUUUCAGCAUUUAAAUGUGUUAAGUCCGAUGUUAGAACUUAAUGUUGUCAAGGAUCCACGUUUAUAAAAGCGUACGCCACACAUUGUACAAAUUUUAUUGAGAUUUUCCAUUUGGGUUCAAUGGCAAAUUGUUUUAUACACCUAUGGAAAUGGAUUAUGAUUUAAGGGAUUCGCUGGUCAGGGCAGCAUGGUGGGCUCAUGAUUAUUGCACGUCACAGUUCUGAGGUUUGGCCUUUGAAUUGGGGCUUAAUCUUUUAUUGAUCCAUCUGAGGCAAUUGGGAGCAGGGUAUUAUUUUUUAUGAUGACUUGACAGCACAUUAAAAUGAAGCAAA